CGGGGUUGGUCGGUCUGAGUUGUUUCUCGGUUCUCUUCGUCUGACUUACGCCUGUUUUGUUUGCGACGUUGUCGCAGAAGUGUGCGCUUUACGGCCGCGGGGGACGCAGCGAGCCGGUGCCAGGGCCUCUGGGCCGGGAAGCAGGGUAGGCGAGCGAGGUUGAUGCUCGGCGGCGGGGUGAGCACGGCGUCUGGCCGGCUUCUCUCUUCAGCGGAUCCCAGAGGGGCGCGGGAGGCGGCGGCGUUCCGGAGCGGCCCGGCGGGCUCGAGCGGAGGCCGAGGCGGAGCGGGUGGCCCCGGGCCAGGGAUUGGAGGCCCCGCGGGCAGGAUGAGCCUGACCCCGAAGGAGCUCUCGAGCCUGCUGAGCAUCAUCUCCGAGGAGGCGGGCGGCGGCAGCACCUUCGAGGGCCUGUCCACCGCCUUCCACCACUACUUCAGCAAGGCCGAUCACUUCCGCCUGGGCUCGGUGCUGGUGAUGCUGCUGCAGCAGCCGGACCUGCUGCCCAGCGCGGCGCAGCGCCUCACGGCGCUCUACCUGCUCUGGGAGAUGUACCGCACCGAGCCGCUCGCCGCCAACCCGUUCGCGGCCAGCUUCGCGCACCUGCUCAACCCGGCGCCGCCCGCCCGCGGCGGACAGGAGCCCGACCGGCCUCCGCUCUCAGGGUUUUUGCCUCCUAUAACUCCACCAGAAAAGUUUUUUCUUUCCCAGCUCAUGCUGGCACCCCCAAGGGAACUGUUCAAAAAGACACCUCGCCAGAUUGCUUUGAUGGACGUUGGAAACAUGGGGCAAUCUGUGGACAUUAGCGGCCUUCAGUUAGCCCUGGCAGAGCGCCAGUCUGAACUGCCAACCCAGAGCAAGGCCAGCUUCCCCAGCAUCCUCAGCGACCCCGACCCCGACUCCUCCAACUCCGGAUUUGACAGCUCAGUUGCCUCUCGCAUCACGGAGUCUUUAGUCAGCGGACCAAAACCACCUAUUGAAAGCCACUUCCGGCCAGAGUUUAUCCGCCCGCCACCGCCUCUGCACAUCUGUGAGGAUGAACUGGCCUGGCUAAACCCUACAGAACCCGAGCAUACAAUUCAGUGGGACCGAUCAAUGUGUGUGAAGAACAGCACUGGUGUGGAGAUCAAGCGGAUCAUGGCGAAAGCCUUCAAAAGCCCUCUCUCUUCUCCCCAGCAGACGCAGCUCCUUGGUGAGUUGGAAAAAGAUCCCAAACUUGUUUAUCACAUUGGCCUUACUCCAGCGAAACUCCCAGACCUAGUGGAAAACAACCCUUUAGUUGCUAUUGAAAUGCUGCUGAAGCUAAUGCAGUCGAGCCAGAUCACGGAGUAUUUCUCUGUCCUGGUCAAUAUGGACAUGUCCUUACAUUCGAUGGAAGUUGUAAAUCGACUAACUACAGCUGUUGACCUACCUCCUGAAUUUAUUCACCUAUACAUAUCCAAUUGCAUUUCUACUUGUGAACAAAUUAAGGACAAAUAUAUGCAGAAUCGCUUGGUGCGUCUUGUGUGUGUGUUUCUCCAGUCUUUGAUCCGUAACAAAAUUAUUAACGUGCAGGACUUGUUUAUAGAAGUGCAGGCCUUCUGUAUUGAAUUCAGUAGGAUACGGGAAGCUGCAGGCCUAUUCCGGUUGCUGAAGACACUGGAUACUGGGGAAACCCCUUCAGAGACCAAAAUAUCAAAAUAAUACCUCACUACAACUGCCCGCUCUAUUGCUCAACUUAAUUUGGAUUGGUUUUUAAACUGUUGUAACUUGAGUGGAUUGCUUGCUUUAUCUAAGAAAUAUAAAUGACUUUAUUUACUUAAAGUAAAAUUUCCUUUUUCCUA
Apodemus sylvaticus (European woodmouse) is the source of this 1820-nucleotide messenger RNA. It is a transcript of the gene Cnot11, whose product is annotated as CCR4-NOT transcription complex subunit 11. The transcript is spliced from 7 exons. Bases 163 to 1680 code for a protein of 505 amino acids. Gene Ontology annotation, cellular component: CCR4-NOT complex. Lineage: Eukaryota; Metazoa; Chordata; Mammalia; Rodentia; Muridae. Gene Ontology annotation, biological process: negative regulation of translation; mRNA catabolic process. The record is from RefSeq and is a predicted model, not a curated record.